Acanthosepion pharaonis is the source of this 963-nucleotide messenger RNA. The record is from the annotation of a GenBank genome assembly. Lineage: Eukaryota; Metazoa; Mollusca; Cephalopoda; Sepiida; Sepiidae.
AUGUCACUUUUAUGUCAGCAAACCUUUAUCUGCACAUCAUUGACUCUUUUUAAUUCAUUCUUUUCGAUUGUAAUUCUUUUGUAUCGGAUUUGUAUGUCAUUAUUUUUUUCUUCCUUUCUUUUUUUUAUUUUUUUUCUGUUUUAUUUUUCUUUAUUUUCUUCUUUCUCGUUUUUUGAUCGUUAUUUUAUUUUACUUUUCUUUCUUUCUUUCUUUCUUUCUUUCUUUCUUUCUUUCUUUCUUUCUUUCUUUCUUUACUCAUCAUCAUAUCCAUUGGUUUCUUUCUUUCUUUCUUUCUUUCUUUACUCAUCAUCAUAUCCAUUGGCUUCUUUCUUUCUUUCUUUCUUUCUUUCUUUCUUUACUCAUCAUCAUAUCCAUUGGUUUCUUUCUUUCUUCCUUUCUUUCUUUCUUUCUUUCUUUCUUUCUUUCUUUCUUUCUUUCCAAUCUAUUCCUUUCAGUUUUACCCUUUCUUUCUUUCUUUCUUUCUUUCUUUCUUUCUUUCUUUCUUUCUUUCUUUCUUUCUUUUCUUCCUUCGUUCUUUCUUUCUUUCCUUCCUUCCUUCUUUCUAUAUUUCUUUCUUUCUUUCUUUCUUUCUUUCUUUCUUUCUUUCUUUCUUUCUUUCUUUCUAAUCUAUUCCUUUCAUUUACCUUUUCUUUCUUUCUUUCUUCCUUCGUUCUUUCUUUCUUUCUUUCCUUCCUUCCUUCCUUCCUUCUUCUUUCUUUCUUUCUUUUCUUUCUUUCUUUCUUUCUUUCUUUCUUUCUUUCUUUCCAAUCUAUUCCUUCCAUUUACCUUUUCUUUCUUUCUUUCUUUCUUUCUUUCUUUCUUUCUUUCUUUCUUUUCUUUCGUUCUUUCUUUCUUUCUUUCUUUCUUUCUUUCUUUCUUUCUUUCUUUUGCUUACUUGCAUUCGUUUCUUUUCCCUUUCUUUUCUGUUUCCUUCAUUUAUGUCGUUCAAUUUCUUUCUAUUAA